Molecule: messenger RNA, 999 nt
Organism: Phragmites australis (common reed)
Lineage: Eukaryota; Viridiplantae; Streptophyta; Magnoliopsida; Poales; Poaceae
Product: RING-H2 finger protein ATL43-like
Exons: 1
Coding region: 175-999 (274 amino acids)
Source: RefSeq, a predicted model, not a curated record
CUAUUUUUAAGCCAUCGGCGACUAUCUCACAGGGAAGGCCGGCCCCUGCCUUCCAUUCCACCCCAUCCCAGCUCGUCUCGUCACGAACACUGCCUAUAUGUCCCUCCCACACCUUGUCAUGCAAAUCUUUUUUGGCGAACGAUUUGUUCGAAUGCCGUGCGUGAUCAGGACAGGAUGACCCCGUCGUUGGCACCCUCCCCGCCGGCGCCGUUGCCGGCGCGUCUCGACAUGCGCUCGCCGAGGGUGGCGCCACCCCCGUUGCCUCCGCCGCUGGCCGUGGACGUGGCCGUCAUCGUGGGCGUCCUCACGGCCGUGCUCCUGGCCCUCUUCCUCGUCCUCAUCUACGCCAAGCACUGCAAGCACCGCGGACCCGGCGGCGGCCGCGGCGUGCCUGGGCUCGGGUUCGCGUCGUCCUCGUGCGAGCGGUGCCGCUCCGGCCUGAGCAGCUCCGUGCUGGGCGCGCUCCCGGCCUUCCGGUUCGGCGACAUGGGCGCCGCGGCGGCGGGCCACGCGACCGAGUGCGCGGUGUGCCUGGGCGCGUUCGACGCGGCCGAGCUGCUCCGCGUCCUGCCCGGGUGCCAGCACGCGUUCCACGCGGAGUGCGUCGACACGUGGCUGGUGGCGCACUCGACGUGCCCGGUCUGCCGCCGGCGCGUCGCCAAGGGGGACGUCUCCAUCGCGCUCCCCGAGCUGGAGCUAACAACACGGCUGGACGCGCGCGACGACCCUGCGCCGGUCGCGGGGAGGGUCCACGGCCGGCACUCGGCCAGCGAGGCGGAGGUGCAGGUGGUGGUGCACCGGGCAAGUGACCAGCCGAGGGAACGGUGGUCGAUGGACGGCUUGGUGGACCUGGUCGCGUAUCUCGAGGCGGCGAGGCAUCGGCGGGACCUGGUCUUUCUAGAGGAGAGCGCUCACGGAUCACGAGACCACAGCAGCAUCGCCGCAAUGCAUUCACCUGCUCCUCCUCCAUCUUGCUCCUGCACAGGAACGAGCUUUUAG